Messenger RNA from Octopus sinensis (East Asian common octopus), 1542 nucleotides. Its product is annotated as LYR motif-containing protein 4. Gene Ontology annotation, biological process: iron-sulfur cluster assembly. The record is from RefSeq and is a predicted model, not a curated record. The transcript has 3 exons. NCBI's taxonomy places the organism in Eukaryota, Metazoa, Mollusca, Cephalopoda, Octopoda, Octopodidae. Bases 78 to 329 code for a protein of 83 amino acids. Gene Ontology annotation, cellular component: mitochondrion; L-cysteine desulfurase complex.
GCAUCCCCACGCGCGCACGGCCCAGUCGCGUGGUGAGUACCAAAAGCAUCCUCACUUCCUGUGGAAAGCAGAGCAGAAUGUCUGCAACGAGGAAUCGCGUUCUCACGUUGUACAAGAAAAUGUUGAGGGAAUCCCAAAAGUUUCAAACCUAUAACUUUCGAAUGUAUGCAUUACGUAGAACUAAGGACGCUUUCCGAGAGAAUAUAUCAGAAACGGAGACUUCAAAAGUAGAGAAACUCAUAGAAAAAGCAGAAGCCAAUCUGCAAGUCCUGCAAAGACAGACUGCCAUUAAUCACCUGUUUAGUGAAGGCAAGCUCGUUAUUGAAUGAAACAGCCUGCAGAACUACAUGACUGAAUACGGCUCUGAUGGGGAUGAAGAUGAUGAUGAUAUGUGAUGCAAAUGAUGACUGCAAACAGCUGAUGUGUUUAAGCCACUUCUGCCCACCACUCCAACCAUUUCAUAAUCUUGGUCUUUAUCUUCUGCCUUCUGAUGUUGCUUUGAUUAUGUCUGACGAAAUAAGAAUUAGGAAAUGGAUUUUGGGGUUCAGAGACGGGGGAAAGGGCCGGGGUGCAUCCUCAGAACUUUUUGUUUUGCUUCAACCUACCUCUUUUAAAUGUUUUGGGUUUUAGACUUUUCCACAAAUGUCCAACUGAAUUAAAAAUACUCUUUUGUUUCUACCUCCAAAUUGGUUCAUGUUAACAUCUAACAUCUAAUAUGAUAUAUAGAUAUAUAUAUAUAUUGUGUAUAUAUGUAUAUAUAUAUAAUUAAUAACUAAUAAUUUUGCCAAGUAGUCAGUACGUUAAAAAUAACCAUUUUAAGCAAACUUGUACAAAUAUUCUAUAAUUAUAUACAUGAUUAUAAUCAGGGUUAGGGUUAGGCUAAUUGCUUCACCACACACUGAUUUAGAAAUAGGAACUAAAUGCCUUUUCUACUAUGAUAAAAGAUCUCCAAGACAGUAAACACACUUUUUUACGUAAAAAAGUCUGUUUACUGUCUUGGAGAUCUUUUAUGGUUGUAGAAAAGGCAUUUAGUUCCUAUUUCUAAAUCAGUAUGUGGUGAAGCAAUCAGCCUAACCCUUGAUUAUAAUCAUGUAUAUAAUUAUAGAAUAUUUGUGUGUGUGUGUGUGUGUAUAUAUAUAUAUGCGUGUGUGUGUGUGUGUGUAUAUAUAUUAUAUUUAUAUAUUAUAUAUAUAUAUAUAUAUAUAUAUAUUAUAUAUAAUGUCAAGGUACUUGUCAAAUUGUAGGCAUAUUUACAAUCAUAGCCCACCAAAAAUCUAUUGUAUUGGAGUUAUGUGAUCGAAUGGAGGAAUAAAUAUUAGGUUUAUAAAGAAACCAAUAAAUUUAAUUCAAACAAGGAAAGGAUUUGUGUAUGUAUGUUUAGAUAUGUAUGUGUGUGUAUGUCUGUUAUAUAUAUAUAUGUAUAUAUAUCAUAUAUAUAGAAGAUGUUUUGAUAUUGCAGAAAUUUUUACUAAAUUUACAAAACUGGAUUAUUUUUGCAUCAUUUUGUAUAUAAAAUAAAAUACAUCAAGAAUAUUUGAAUUU